Boeremia exigua is the source of this 967-nucleotide messenger RNA. RefSeq lists its product as uncharacterized. NCBI's taxonomy places the organism in Eukaryota, Fungi, Ascomycota, Dothideomycetes, Pleosporales, Didymellaceae. The coding region runs from base 112 to 717 and encodes 201 amino acids. The record is from RefSeq and is a predicted model, not a curated record. The transcript has a single exon.
CCUAUGACGCGCAGGCCAAGCAUCUCUGCCGACGAUCCGCGAGGCGUGACACCGAUCUAAGCCUCCUGCUUGGCGGGAGUCCUCGACACUGCUCCGGAAACACAAGUGAAAAUGCUUGCUUUCCAAGGUUGUUCUCCUCCUUCACAUUACCUACUCUCACCAGUGCAUAGUACGAGUAAAACCUUGGCCCAGGCUUUGAACCUGAAGAUAGUGAAUUUCUGUACUGUCCAACCCCAUCUCCCGAGUCUUGCAGCAAUGGCGACAAGCACACCCAGGCAGACUACGAAACAGGAAGAGAGAAGGCAGGCCCAGGUCACCGGACUGUACAACCCAGCUCUGGGAACGCAUGAAUUGGGGUACGUCGGCCCACACAGAACAUCAGCACAGAACACAAAGCUUUCGCUACAGGACUCUCGCGCAACGUCUACCGAGCCUGCAGACGCCGCUUCUUCGAAAUAUCCGCAGCCCGCAACAGUAUCCAAUGCAACUUUAGACCCUGCAUCUGAAGGUCACCAACAAUGCGGUGUUGUCGCGAGGUCAGACCAUCUCUUCGCACGCAUACUAUGGAGCCACUGGACUCAACGAUUCCUGGGCGUGCUUACUAUCCUAAUCUGGCAGUGGGCAGUGCAUGGUUGGCGGCCGUGGUUUUGGGUCAGGACUCGCGAGGAGCAGGAGAGGUGGUGUCGUAGCUCUUGGUUUGAGAAGCUGAUAUCAUAAACGCUACGCGUAUGUACUUGAUGCGGACAGGCUGUCCAAACCUAGACAUUGGCGACAGAAACGCAAGAAUUGCUUUCUAUCCUUGCCAAUGUCUACCUACUAUUAGGAGCCUAGGUAUUGUCGGACUUGAGUGACUGUCUCUUUUGGGAGUUGUCUGAGACGUCUACUGCAGUGCUUAAUAAGGGCGACAAUACUUGAUUCAGUUCGGCCGGUCCAUGUCCUACUGUUACUCGGGGGAGUCACUGCGAGC